Molecule: messenger RNA, 2442 nt
Organism: Melitaea cinxia (Glanville fritillary)
Lineage: Eukaryota; Metazoa; Arthropoda; Insecta; Lepidoptera; Nymphalidae
Gene: ttv
Product: exostosin-1
Exons: 9
Coding region: 15-2243 (742 amino acids)
Cellular component (GO): membrane
Molecular function (GO): glycosyltransferase activity
Source: RefSeq, a predicted model, not a curated record
ACUUUUAAUAAAAAAUGCAAGCAAAGAAACGUUAUUUCUUUCUAUUUUUAUCGUGUUUCUUUGGAUUAUAUUGUUUUUCCAAUAUUCUUAACAUAAAUAAUGAGAAUAUCAGAAAAAGCCGUAAGAAUCAGUUGCCUGAGUUUGCAACCAUAGAAGAAUUAACUGAGUCACCUUCUCGAAAGAAAAGAAAUCCUCAAGCAACAACAAAGUCAUGUAGAAUGCAAACAUGCUUCGAUUUCUCGAAUUGUGGCAGUGAACCGAAAGUGUACGUCUACCCUACCGAUGGACCUGUUAGUGCUACGUACCGUAAAGUUCUAUCAGUGAUACGAGAAUCAAGAUAUGCGACUCAUGAUCCAAGCGAAGCCUGUUUGUUUAUACCGGCAGUAGAUACUUUGGAUGCAGACCCUUUGUCUCCUGAGCAUAUUCCAGAUGUAGCAUCAAGGCUCUCACGUCUUCCAUAUUGGAAAAAUGGCCGCAAUCAUCUAAUUUUCAACUUAUAUGCAGGAACUUGGCCUGACUAUGCAGAGGGCGCUUUAGGAUUUGACUCAGGUGAUGCUAUAAUGGCGAGAGCUAGUGCUUCGGAGACGAUUUUUCGUGAUGGAUUCGAUAUCUCGCUACCGCUUUUUCAUAAAGAACAUCCUGAACGUGGUGGUGCACCACCUGCAGCCACUGGUAACCCAUUUCCUGCUCCUCGUAAACAUUUACUUGCAUUUAAAGGGAAACGCUAUGUCCAUGGAAUAGGUAGUGAGACAAGAAACUCUUUAUGGCAUUUGCAUGACGGUAGCAAUCUUAUUUUAGUUACUACUUGUAGGCAUGGAAAAUCUUGGAAAGAUUUAAGAGAUGAAAGGUGUGAUGAAGAUAAUAGGGAAUAUGACAAAUUUGAUUAUGAGCAGUUAUUAGCAAACUCAACAUUUUGUUUAGUCGCCCGUGGAAGGAGACUUGGAUCCUACCGCUUCUUGGAAGCUUUGGCAGCUGGAUGCGUCCCAGUGUUGUUAAGUAAUAGCUGGAGAUUGCCUUUUGAUGAACGCAUUGACUGGAGACGAGCUGUAAUUUGGGCUGAUGAGCGACUAUUGUUACAAGUACCAGAAUUAGUUCGAUCUGUUCCUCCUGAGCGUGUUCUUGCUUUGAGGCAACAGACACAGCUUUUGUGGGAACAAUAUUUUUCAUCAAUUGAGAAAAUAGUGUUUACUACAAUAGAGAUUCUUUUGGAAAGAAUAACGGCUCAUCGGUUAUCGCGCCAGCGUGAAGCGUUAAUCUGGAACGCGUCCCCGGGCGCGCUGGGCACGCUGCCGACGUACGGCGACUCGCGCGCGCAGCUGCCCGCGGGCGCGCCCGCGCCGCCCGCGCCCGCCGCGCCCGCGCCGCCGCCGCGCCCGCUGCCCGCGCCCUCCGUGCCGCUCGCCGCGCCGCCCGCCACGCCCGGCCGCACCUACACCGCGCUGCUCUACGCGCAAACCACCUCCCCGGCUCUGCACAAACUUCUCGCGAACAUUGCGACCAGCGAGUUUUGUGAAAAAGUUGUACUUGUGUGGGACAGUGAACGAGCUGCCCCGACACUAAAAUCACUUCCGAGGAUGGCUGGAGAUCUACGAGAUCCUUUGCCUGUCGUAGUUAUAGAUGCCACAACACAUUAUCCUGGAGAGGGAGUCUCAGCUCGUUGGCAACCACUUUGGGCAAUUCCAACUGCUGCAGUAUUUUCUUUGGACGGUGAUGCACCAUUACUGGCCGAAGAACUAGAUUUCGCCUUUCGCGUAUGGCAACACUUUCCAGAUAGAAUAGUCGGCUAUCCUGCUCGAAAUCACUACUGGGAUGAAUCAAAGGUGUCGUGGGGCUACAGCAGCAAGUGGGGCGGCUCGUACUCCAUGGUGCUGCCGGGCGCGGCGCUGGUGCACCGCGCGCUGCUGGCGCUGUACGGCGCCGCCGCGCCCGCGCUGCGCCUGGCCGUGCGGCGCGCGCGCAACUGCGAGGACAUCCUGCUCAACUGCCUCGCCGCGCACCUCUCGCGCCGCCCGCCGCUCAAGCUGGCGCAGCGCCGCCGCUACAAGCCCGCCGCGCACCACCGGUCGUCGUGGAGCGACCCCGAGCACUUCGUUCAGAGACAGUCGUGUCUGAACACGUUCGCGUCGGCCUGGGGCUACAUGCCGCUCGUGCGCUCCGUACUGCGACUCGACCCUAUUCUAUUUAAGGACCCAGUGUCGACGUUACGGAAAAAAUAUAGAAAAAUGGAAUUAGUGACUUCAUAAUUCAUAUAUAUAUAUAUUAAUGUAUUAUAAUUAGAAAAUUAGUAAACUUUGAGUGAUAUACGAUACGAUACGAUACGAUACGAUAGUAUAACUUUUAUCUUGUUCUAGUCUUAGUCGUAAAAUGCAUAAUUAUGUAAACAUAUCUGUUUUGUUAUACUUCUGCACAUAUUGUUUUAAAUAAAGAUCAUUUUAUCUACAA